CGUCGUUUCUCGCUCCGGCAGACGGAAGGAAUGGCCGGCGACGUCGACGGGGAGGGAUCGAGCGGCAGGAGGAAGGGCAGUACGAGGAAAUGCAAAGCGAAGCUUCUGGUUGGCGAGAAAGUGGAGGUAAGGAGUGACGACGACGGUUUCCAAGGCUCGUGGCACUCUGGAGUUGUCAUUUCUUGCGGCCUUAGAAUGCGGUGCGUCAAAUAUGAUCACAUUCUCGUUGAUGAUGGCUCUAGCAAACUCGUGGACUCUGUACGUGUACCACCUGCUGUAGAUGGAUUAGUCUCUUGCACAGUUGACCAGCAUAAAUACCGUGGUUCUAUAAGGCCAGUGCCGCCUAUUUACGUAACUGGUCCAAAUGACUUCUCAUAUGGAUUGUGUGUGGAUGCAUUCCACAUGGACGCUUGGUGGGAAGGAGUGAUUUUUGACCAUAAUGUUGGUGCGGAGAAGAGAAAUAUUUUCUUUCCGGAAUUGGGUGAUCAAAUGUUGACUCGACUUGCUAAUAUCAGAGUUACUCAAGAUUGGGAUCAGACUACAGAGAAAUGGCAAAGUCGAGGGACCUGGUUGUUCCUUGACUUAAUUCAGUUGUAUGAGCAAGAAUGGCCUAUUCCUGUUUCCUUGAAGCAGAUAUGGUAUGAUUUGCGGGAAAAAGAAGCCUUUCAAAGGAGUAAGUGGACAUCUAGGGAUAAGGCCUUGUGGGAGAAGCUGGUGUUGGAAACUAUCAGUGAAAACCUUGCAAUUGCUACAAUUGAUCUUAUUUCCUUUUUAGACUUGCCAAGAUCGAGAAACUCAAUGGAAGAAAGCUGUAUGCUGUUGGAGUUACCUGAACUGUCUUCUAAAGUAAAUCACAGUGGCAUAGCGGCUUGGGAUGAAAGCGUGGACAAGACCUGUUGCAGUGAAAAGUUGACGAGCUCUGAAUAUGGUGUUGUGGAUGGUGUUUUGAAACUUUCUGGACCUAGUGACGUGGGAUAUGAGUGCCCCUUUUCAAAUAGCACCGCCACGCAAUCUGUUGAACAUAUGCAUGAUCCGGACGCAGUCGCUCUUAAGAUAAAAAAUGGGUUGUCUCGUACAGAUGGUGCUGUUUUGUCAAAUAUAACCCGCCAAACACCACAGGCUUCACGAAUUUCAGCUGAAAAUUGUCAACAGAGUUUUUCGGUCACCUGUCAAGGACACUCUGAUAAGGCAAAUGAGAAAGCCACAGAUUCAAAUGAAAGAAAAUGUCAAACCUCUUGGCAGCUUGUUGGUCGUGACAUGACUUCACAAGCUGAAUGCUGUCCGUAUGCUAUUAUGAAGUAUGCGUCUAAUAUCAGCUGGAAUGAUCGAAAUUCUUUAAAGGCAGAUGUGCGAGAGCACCUGUCAUUUCUAGGCUGGAAAAUUGAAUUCUUGAAGAGCAUUAACUUCCCCAGGUAUAAGUAUACCUCUCCCGAUGGGAAGUGCUAUUACUCACUUAUAGAAGUCUGCCAAGAUUUAAGGAAAGUCAAUGGGAGAAUACGUAUUCGAAUAUCAUCAGACAAUAACAAGAGCUUGGUCGCUUCAGGUGAUAAUCUUAUCUUGCCUUCAACUUUUGACUAUUGCGACACUAGUACUGGUUGUGGUCCCAAUCCUUCAAAAGCUGUAGCACCAUUAAGUAUUGGUGUGCCUGAUGUCAGAUCAAUAUGUAGUCCUCGAGCUGUUGUGCCCACUAACAAGCCUGGAUCUGAUCAGACUUUCUAUACACAACAUAAGGCAAAAAGAGAAGUGAAAAUUGAGGCGAAAAACCAUGUCUUAGCUGUAAGAAAGGAGCUAAAGGAUAUCGAUGAGAGAGGAAAGCCCAAAAUGAGAUGCGAUUCAUCCAGGAAACGGAGUCAUGACUCGUUUGUUUUGGCGCUUCCUUAUCCUGGCAACAAUGGAUUAUCAGCAGCUGGUGGGGGUGAAAUAAAACGCUGGGGUGAUAAGCGGCUAAGAAUGAAGAGGAUGGAUCAUUCCAAUGGUAGGGAAUCUCAAUUGAUUGGAAGUAAAAGUGAAGAUUGUUUAACUGGUAUAGGUGUGUUCAGCUGCAACAGAAAGUCGAGAGACACAAAGCAGAAACCCACUGACACUGCCAGGUCGAGAAGUAUGGCAUCCCGAGCUUUGUUAAAAGCUCGAGGUAGGGGAGCUGAUUGUCCAAAUCGCAUUCGGAGAUCAAGCAAAAGGAUUCAGCAGGUUGUUCCCAGUCCAUUGUGCCGGCAUCCACGGAAUGUACUGUCUUGGUUGGCAGAUAAUGAUAGAGUUCUGUCCAGAAGAAAAGUAUAUUACAGAAGGGGAAAGAAUCGCGGUACUUUGGCUGAAGGACGAGUAAUUCGUGGAGGGAUCAAGUGCAAUUGUUGCAAAAAGUUGUUCACUGUACGUGGAUUUGCAAAUCAUGCUGGCCGAGAAGACCAGAAAAUAGCUUCCUGCAUAUUUUUGGAAGAUGGCAGGUCGCUGUUGGACUGCCAGAAGCAGCUAUUAAGUGAUAGAAGAAUGAGUAGAUUCACAAUCGAGCAACAUGAUAAGACCAAAAGAAAAUGGAAGAAUGGCAAAAAUGACUGCAUAUGCUCAGUCUGUCAUUAUGGAGGCGAGUUAAUUUUGUGUGAUCAAUGUCCCUCCGCAUUCCAUCAGAUUUGCCUUGGCUUGAAGGAAAUUCCUCAAGGUGACUGGUUUUGCCCGUCAUGCUGUUGUGCUAUUUGCAUCCAAAGCAAACUCAAAGAAGAUGCUAUGCAGUAUAUGGACGAUGAGAAUGCUUUAACUUGCAAGCAGUGUGAGCGUAAAUAUCACUUAGGGUGCCUGAGGAAAAAAGGAGCAACUAACUUGGAAGCUCAUUCCAAAAAGGACUGGUAUUGCAGCAAGAACUGCAAAACGAUAUUUCUUGGGCUUAAUAGACUCUUGAGGAAGCCAAUUCAAGUGGGCAUGGGGAAUUUGACAUGGACCCUAUCAAGGUCUAUUGAUACUGAUUACCUUGAUGUUGGUGAUCGUCAUAUCGAGUCCGUGAUAGAAACUAACUGCAAGCUGAAUGUUGCCAUUGAUGUGAUACACGAAUGUUUCGAGCCUGUAAAGGAGCCUUACGCCAAGAGGGAUCUCAUUGAGGAUAUUAUUUUUAGUCGAGGAUCAGAGCUUAAACGUCUGAAUUUCAGAGGAUUCUAUACGGUAUUAUUGGAGAAAAAUGAUGAGUUGAUCUCAGUGGCUUGUGUCAGGGUGCUUGGGGACAAGGUGGCAGAAGUACCCCUAGUGGGGACCAGGUUUCAGUUCCGUCGUCAUGGAAUGUGUCGCAUCUUGUUGAAUGAACUUGAAAAGAAGCUGAAGGAGUUAGCAGUAGCCAAGCUGGUUUUACCUGCUGUUCCUAGUUUGAUCAACACAUGGACUACUUCAUUUGGGUUCACAAAAAUGACUUCUUUGGAGAGAUUACAGUAUCUGGAUUAUACUUUCCUAGACUUCCAGGAUACAACCAUGUGCCAAAAGCAUUUGUUGGAGAGUCCAUCAGCAGUCUGCUUCUUAAGAGGUAUGGCCCCUAAAAUCCACGAUGCACUGAAAGGAAGCGGUAACAAAAAUAACUUGGAAGCGUCAACUACUGUCUCUGAAGUAUUUCAGGCAGAUCAACAUGAGGAAAGUGGAGCUGUGGACCAAGGCCAUAGAGUGCAUGUCUCUCCCUUCUCAUCUCAGGGAACAAGUUUGGAUGCAGGCAAUGCUGUUGAUGGUGACAGCAGCAUUGUUUCUUCGGCUAUAGGGGUUAACCAGCCCACUGAACUCGGUAGUGGACCAGGCUUCCAUGAAGGCAUUACCAAUGGUUCAGCCGGAAAGGACAACAUCAAAGUUUGGAAGUGCUACAAGCGGAGGAAGAAGUUCUCAGCGUGAGAUCUUGUCAAGUCAGGAUUUAUUUUUACCAUGCUUGCCAGUUUUAUCGGUCGGGAAGUUAUGGAACUUCCCUUGAUCUCUCUCUCUCUCUCUCCUUCAAUGCAGAUUUGAAGGGCUUUUGUUUCUUUUCAUGUUCCCCCAGAUCAUUUUCCAGAUUUCUGCUAAGGACGAUGAUCUGGAAAAUGCAAAUUUUGGCCUGAUAAGCAUUUGGCCUUCUGCAUCAGACAGAAAACUAAUUCUUAAACACCACGUAAUCUCCUGUUCUUUUUCUAGGCAAAAGUCACGAUGUUCUUUCAGAUUUCAUUGAUUCUGAGAGUUUCACUGUCAGGAAAGGUCCUGUUGAAAUUGAAGUUCAGUUAUGUUAUGUGGGUUUUCCUUAACAUGCGUGAAGGUAUGAAGAGGCCUGAUGUAGCAGUUAAACAUGUGCUCUACCAUUUAAAUUUGGCAUAACGUACUUGGAUC
Messenger RNA from Syzygium oleosum, 4314 nucleotides. RefSeq lists its product as uncharacterized. Gene Ontology annotation, molecular function: transcription corepressor activity; acyltransferase activity, transferring groups other than amino-acyl groups. The record is from RefSeq and is a predicted model, not a curated record. Bases 31 to 3852 code for a protein of 1273 amino acids. The transcript is spliced from 11 exons. NCBI's taxonomy places the organism in Eukaryota, Viridiplantae, Streptophyta, Magnoliopsida, Myrtales, Myrtaceae. Gene Ontology annotation, biological process: negative regulation of DNA-templated transcription.